AUGGAGAUCCGUGCCGAUGCAGAAACCAGUUCUUUUUCUUCUAGCAGUUUGUUUGCGGCGGUUUCUUAUGGAUUUGCUUCAAUGGCGAUGGUUUUUAUCAAUAAAGCUGUUCUUAUGCAGUAUACGUAUUCAAUGACUUUACUCACUUUGCAGCAACUAUUUACUACUCUGCUUAUACACUUUGGUCGAAAAAUGGGAUACACAAGAGCCAGAGGAGUGGAUAUGGAAACGGCCAAGCAGCUGUUCCCGGUUUCAUUUUUCUAUAAUGCCAAUGUUGCAUUUGCUUUGGCCAGUUUGAAAGGAGUCAAUAUCCCAAUGUAUAUUGCAAUAAAGAGGCUUACACCACUUGCUGUACUUAUUGCUGGAUGUUUCAUGGGGAAGGGGAGACCUACAACUCAGGUGACUCUCUCAGUGAUAUUGACUGCUGCUGGAGUUCUAAUAGCAGCCCUUGGAGAUUUUUCCUUUGACCUUUUUGGGUAUAGCUUGGCUUUCAUUUCUGUUUUCUUCCAGACGAUGUACCUUGUACUAGUGGAAAAAUCUGGUGCUGAGAAAGGACUUUCAUCAGUGGAAAUCAUGUUCUACAACAGUUUUUUAUCUCUUCCAUUUUUGAUGUUUCUUAUUAUAGCUACAGGGGAAUUCCCAUAUUCUUUAUCUGUAUUAUUUGCAAAGAGUUAUUCUUUUACAUUUUUGAUGAUCCUUAUUCUUUCAUUGGUGAUGGGCAUUGUUCUCAACUUCACCAUGUUCUUGUGCACUAUUGUUAAUUCUGCUUUAACUACAACUAUUGUGGGCGUUCUUAAAGGAGUUGGUUCCACGACCUUUGGUUUCUUCUUACUGGGUGGUGUUCAAGUCCAUGCUUUAAAUGUGACUGGAUUGGUUAUCAAUACAGCUGGUGGUGUGUGGUAUUCAUAUGCUAAGUAUCAGCAGAAAAAAAGUAAGACAGUGAAGCUAGUUACAGAUGUGGAGGCUCAUCGUAAAUAG
This is a messenger RNA of Vicia faba (fava bean), 978 nucleotides long. Lineage: Eukaryota; Viridiplantae; Streptophyta; Magnoliopsida; Fabales; Fabaceae. The record is from the annotation of a GenBank genome assembly.